Molecule: messenger RNA, 548 nt
Organism: Paramecium octaurelia
Lineage: Eukaryota; Ciliophora; Oligohymenophorea; Peniculida; Parameciidae
Source: the annotation of a GenBank genome assembly
AUGUAAAGUUAAAUCAAAUAGUUUCUCAAUAAGUAAUAUGUGAAAAUAAAUGAAGCUAUUUUCCUAAUCUGAAUUAGAGUCGUAUGUUUGAUUUGGAUUUCAUGAAUGAAGAAGAACUUUUCGAAUGGCUGCAUUAAAGAUUAUUAAUUUUUAUAAUUACUAAGGAUGUAUAAAUUGGAGCCAAAGCAAUAUAUCAUUGGUGCUAAAAAGGAUUUGGUAGGAGUUCAAUGUUAAUACCUAGUUUAUAGAGUCUGGAAUCCCCAUGGUGAAUUAAAUCUUAAUAGUAAUAGCGGGACUCUAAUUGAGAAUCAAUCCAAAGAUGGUUGACGAUAUAACUUAACUAAUUUAAGACAAAGAAGAUAAACAGAAAUUAAUAGAUUAACUUUCGUAGGCUUAAUAAAAGCAAGUGAACUUAGAAGUUUCUAAUGUAAAAAUAGAUAUGAAUAUAGUCACCGAGAAUUUUAAAAGCAAAACUUGAGCAAAAGGAAUCAGGACUAUUCGGUAAUAUUCUCACAGCUCUAAGAUGUUGGGAUAAGAAACAAAAAUGA